Molecule: messenger RNA, 1057 nt
Organism: Saprolegnia parasitica CBS 223.65
Lineage: Eukaryota; Oomycota; Saprolegniomycetes; Saprolegniales; Saprolegniaceae
Exons: 1
Coding region: 46-999 (317 amino acids)
Source: RefSeq, a predicted model, not a curated record
CCGGCCGCAAGCGAUGAAGCUGUCAAGGAACCUCUCGUCACAGCAAUGACCAAGAAGGCGCCGGCCAAGAAGGACGAGCCUCCAGCAAAGAAGACGACCAAGGCGACCAGCGACGACACGACGACGACGACCGCCAAGAAGCCUGCCAAGAAGCGCGACGAACCGACCAAAGCCAAGCCAGACACGAAGCGGCCGCUCGAGCUCGAGAAGGUCGCGCCGCGGAAGCGCAGCCGGUCCGACGACCGCGGCAGCAGCCACGAUGCUUUCCGCCCGAUUGCGCCCAAGCCCAAGCCGAUCGUCGAAGUCUCGAGCGACUCGGACCACGACAUUGAAGACGACGCGGCGACGUCGACCGACGACCCCAAGGUUGUGAUGGUCAGCAGCCGGCGCAAGCCCGCCAAGUCGAAACCUCGCAGCAUCGAGCCCGAAGACGAAGACGACUGCCACAAUACAACGACGACGACGAUGAUGAGCAGUCCAGACGAACUGCUCAAGCCGUGCGCGAAGAAGGGCAAGGGAUCGCUAAUCUUGCUCUCCAAGCUCCUCAACUCGCCGCAAUUCGCCGACAAGGAGCUGCCGACACAGUCACCGCCGCCCAUCGUCGUCAUGAAGAAGCCGCUGCCGUCGCUCUCGUCCGUGACGAGCCAGGAGAAGAACCAGAGCGCGUUCGACAUCCUUCGCGUCGUCGCGAGCCAAACGAUCACGACCACGCACCAGUCGCCUGCGAAAGCGAUCCAGCACGUGCCCGCGCCGCCGGCCCCCGAAGUCACGCUAGAGUACGACAUGCACUUCUGCCUCCGCGAAGAGAUGUACGUCCAGGUGUGCGCGAUGGAGGAGGCCGGGCUCCUCGUACGCGACGUGGCCGGCUUGCUGCGGUCAUGGACGCACCCGACAUCGGCCCGCUUUGAAGACGUCCGGUUUGUCUACCUUGUCAACAAGCACAACUCGCCCGCGAUCCUCGCGCAGCGGCUGGCCGAAGUCACCAGGAAUUAUGGUUAAUUUACAGCACUAUAGCUAGACUACCAACUCGUAACAUAAUUAAUAUAGUCCAUAAAAC